Zonotrichia albicollis (white-throated sparrow) is the source of this 2980-nucleotide messenger RNA. Lineage: Eukaryota; Metazoa; Chordata; Aves; Passeriformes; Passerellidae. The record is from RefSeq and is a predicted model, not a curated record.
GCUGAGGAAGCACCAGCAGGAGCUGGAGGAGGAAAGGAAAAAAAUGGCAAGUGACUAUAACAGAAGAGCAUCUCAUGCACAAACUCAGUUUUCUGUGGACACACAAACCCUUGUGAAUAAAUAUGAAGAGACCCUGCAGAGCCUGGAGGGACGUUACCAGAGAGAGCUGCAGGAGCUGGCUGAGCAGCAGAGAGAGGAGAAAUCCCAGUGGGAGUUUGAGAGGGAUGAGAUUGCUCAGGAGGCUGCUGAGGCCCACGAGCAGCUGAAGGAGAGCUUGGCAGGUGAGAAGGCCGCUCGUUGUGCCCUGAGCCAGGAGAAGGAUCUCCUGGAGAAACAUUUCAAGGAGGAAGUGAACAAGCUGGUGUGUGAGAGGGAGCAGCUGGAGAAGGAGCUGAGAGAGCUGAGGAAUGCUGCCCAGGAGCAGGAGGAAAAGAUGAUGGAGAAAAUAAACCAACUCCAAAAUGACCACGAAAAGGAGCUAAAGGAGAAAGAGGAACAAAUAUCCGCAGUGGAGCAAAAUGGGAACCUGGUUAGGGAGAAGCUAGAGAGACUGGACAGUGAGUACAAGCGAGAGAAAGAAGAGCUCAAUUCCAAACUUCUUGCUCUGGAGAGUUUGAACAGAGACAUUUGUGAGAGAGCAGAGACGGAAAAGGCUGAGAUGGGCUUGGAAGUCUCAGACCUCCGAGGGAAGAUCCAGAAACUGCAGUGGGAGACGCGGAGUUUCUCUGCCCUGCAGAGCCAUUACAGGGCCCUGGAGAGUGAGUAUGCAAAAGCCAGGAGCCAGCUCGCUGCUUUUCCUGCUGCAGCUGCCCUGGGAGACGAUGGGGAUGUUCUGCAGAGCCUGCAGAAGGUGCACGAGCAGGCAGUGAAGGAGAAUGUCAGGAUGGCUGCCCAGAUCCUGCGGCUGCAGCACCGGCUGCGAGCGGCCGAGCAGGAGCUGCAUCCUCCCAGCCCCGGCUGCUCCCAGCCUGCCUCAGAGCCUGAGGAAAUGGAGCCCAGCUUGGAGGGGCUGCCCAGUGACUGCCAGGAUGUGGCCGUGGGAGCAGAUUUCAGUGUCCUUCCACCUCUGGAGGGUGAUGCUACAGACCUGGAGGAAAUGUCAGAGAUGGAUUGGGAUUUGGAGGAGGGAUGUGUGAAAGCCAGAGCUGGUGGCCACCCUGAGGCACAGGGGUGCUGGAUCCAGGGAAGUCAAGCAGCUCUGGAUGCUGAUGGCAACCAGGAUGGUGACAAGAGCCUUUCUUGGGUGCCUCUGCUGCCAAAAAACAGAGACCUGGAGAAAGUUCCCAGGACAAAAACGCUCCGCAACGAUAUCAAACCGCAGAAGGUUCAUCUGCUAAAUCACAGAAUAGCUCCCAAAAAUAAAGGGUUUGUUUCUGAUGCUUUGAAGGUGCAGGUGGAGCUGGAGAGGGCUGAAGAACUGAGUGAAGACUCUCUCCAGCUGGAUCACACUCCUGGGGCAGCAAACAGUGACCUGAGGAGCGUAAUAGCUCAGCUUUGGAAAAAGAUGGAAGAGCUGGAAGACAGAUCCAUGGCACAGGCUGAACUUCUGUCCCUGCAAGAAGAAAUUCAGGUAGAAAAUGAGGAUCUGAAGGCUGAAGUGAUGCAGUUAAUUGAAAGAAAUGGAGUGCUGGAAGAGAACCUGCGCAGGCUGAGGCGGCUUUGUUGUGAGCAAAAAGAGAGUGAGACGGAAAGCGUCCAGUUUGAAGAUGAAAAUGCCAAAUUCGUCGUGCAAGGUAGAGAAUUGGAAGGUAUUAGAGAAUUGGAAGGUAUUAGAGAAUUGGAGGAUAGUAAAGAAUUGGAGGAUGCCCAAGAACAAGAUGCUCAAGGAAACUCAGAUGUGCCCAGUGACACAAGUGGGGAGCUGGAAGAGCAUCCCACCACAUCCACGGGCCAGCAGGACAAGAGCCCCCACGGUGACAGCGCCGUGACAGAAGUGGGAAAAGCAGGAAUGGGGGAUCCCACCCCCCAGGUGAAGGAGCAAGCUGUGGGUGCCCCAGAGCAGAGGAGGGCAGUGACCCAGGGCCUGCAGAGCACGUGCACUGAGCUGCAGCAGAAGGUUGACCUGCUGAGGUGUGAGGCCGAGAAGCUGCGCGAGGAAAACGCCGUCCUGAAAAACGAGGUGACCCUGCUAAACGAGGAGGGGAGCGCUUCCAGCCUGAAACUGAGGGAGCUGAGUGGAUCCAGGGAAGAAAUGAGGCAGAAGAUAGAGGCUGUGAGAAAGGAGAAAGUGGCUGUGCAGAAGAUGGUGGACAACCUGAAAAAGCAGGUGGCAGAUCUGAAGACCAGGAACCAACAGCUGGACUCUGAAAACACAGAACUCAGCCAGAGGAACUCCAAGAACCAGGCAGAUGUGCAGGAUCUCAACCAACAGCUGGCAAGGGUGCUCAAGCAGAAGGAGAGGGAGGAGGGGAAGUGCACCCUGGAAGAAUGGGAAAAGGAGAGGCUGCUGCUGAAAGAGGAGCUGGAAAACUCCAAAAUCGAGUCAUCAAAUAUGGUGUCAUCCCUGGAGAUGGAUUUGUCCAAAAUGAAGGUCCAAGCUCAUCUACUGGAGCAGGAGAACCACAUCCUCAAGCAGGAGCUGGAGAAGACAAAGCAGCUGCCCAGGUGCCCUGACCUUGCUGAGCUUCAGAAUGAAGUUGCAAGUUUGAUCGCUAAAAAUGAAAAGCUGCAGAAAGAGAAGGAAGCCCUGAGUGAGGAACUGAACAGAUGCAUUGAGAAGGUGGCUCAGGUCAGCUGCCUGGAGAGUGCAGUUGGCAGCUUGGAGCAGGAGCAGAAAUCCUGGGAGCAGCAGAGCCAGGCACUGAAAGCACAGCUCAGCCUCUCCCAGGACAAGGUUCAGAGCCUGAGUGAAGCUCUGCAGAGCAGCAGCCUCCAAAUGUCCCGGCUGAAAUCCGACCUGCAGCUGACACAGCAGGAGAAGGAAAGUCUGGAGCAAGAAGUGAUGGCACUGCACAAACAGCUGCAGGGCACCACUGAAAAG